CACCCCAACCUCUCUCAACCCAGCUCUCCAAUUCCAACAAAACGCCUGUAUUUUUUAACUUCGACUCCUGAUUCUCUUAUGUAAAACUAACUUCCCAAUUCUGUUUUUCUCAAAAUAUGAGUUUCCGAGAUAUUGAGGUCGGCAGUGGCCGGCCACGACGACAACAACAGCAGCAGAAAGACCCUUCUCAGGCCGUGGCUUCUGGGAUUUUCCUUGUCAACACUGCCGUGUCUUCCUUCUCUCGCCUCGUUAAUUCCCUCGGAACUCCAAAGGACACCCUCGAACACCGUGACAAGCUGCACAAGAUGAGGUUACACAUUGGGCAUUUGGUGACAGAUACUUCAGCUAAACUUAAGCAGGCUAGCGAAACUGAUCAGCAUUUGGAAGUUAGUGUUUCCAAGAAGAUUGCUGAUGCUAAACUUGCAAAAGAUUUCCAGUCGGUUCUUAGGGAAUUUCAGAAGGCUCAAAAGCUUGCAGCUGAGAGGGAAACAACAUAUUCUCCUUUUGUCCCCAAAGAAGUUCUUCCAUCAAGCUAUGAUGCCCAUGAGCUGGAUAUAAGUUCAUCUAGGUCUCCCGUACGACAACCUCUUCUUCUGAAAUCUGAAAGACAAGAAGUCAUACUGGUGGAUGAGAUUUUACUCAAUGAAGCAAUUAUUGAAGAAAGAGAACAGGGAAUCCAGGAAAUUCAGCAACAGAUACUUGAGGUAAAUGAGAUUUUUAAGGAUCUCGCUGUGCUGGUUCAUGGCCAAGGUGCAAUGAUUGAUGACAUCAGUUCUAACAUUGAAAGCUCUCAUUCUGCUACUACAAUUGCUAAUUCACAACUUCUGAAAGCAUCCAAGACCCAAAAAUCUAGUCAAUCUAUGACCUGUUUGCUCCUGUUGAUCUUUGGAAUCAUUCUGCUCAUUGUCAUCAUAGUCGUAGUAUUCUGAACAGAGAAUCAGUUGUGUUGACUUGAAUGCAAUCUUGAGGCAAGGCUCCUUGUGACUACUGUCUGUCCCCAGUGGUAUUUGUUAGCAAGAGCUCCUACUCAACUUGUGCUGAUCUUAUCUUAAUUACAAAGGUUUUUGGCAUUCUCUCGGUAACACAAACAAGACAAACAAUGUAAAAUCCAACUAUUUGGAGCUCAUAGCCUCAUACCCUCUUUUAAGAGGCUACUUUAUAGAGAAUCAUGCAAAAUUCAUUUGUGAAUGAGAAAAUCUAUCUGUAAGUCUUA
Molecule: messenger RNA, 1213 nt
Organism: Juglans regia (Persian walnut)
Lineage: Eukaryota; Viridiplantae; Streptophyta; Magnoliopsida; Fagales; Juglandaceae
Product: syntaxin-22-like
Exons: 7
Coding region: 117-929 (270 amino acids)
Biological process (GO): intracellular protein transport; vesicle-mediated transport; vesicle fusion
Cellular component (GO): endomembrane system; SNARE complex; membrane
Molecular function (GO): SNARE binding; SNAP receptor activity
Source: RefSeq, a predicted model, not a curated record